AUGGGCUCUCUUCAUAUUGAACCCUCACCCUCCCCUGCCUUCUCUUCUGUGCGCUCAGCACUGGCCCAGAACAACAACAAAAUCAUCCUCUGUGAAACUCAUGAUGGCACCUCAACAGAGAUCAUCAGAGCAACCGUUGGCAAGAAUGGCCAGAAGUUCGACGGCAUCUGGUACAGCGGUCUCUGUCAGACUACCUACCUAGGUAUUCCAGACAGUGAGACGCUCUCCCCUCUUCAGCGGGCAUCACUCCUCGCUCUUGACGGGGAGCUUAAGCGAAAAACAUGCAACCGUUCCCUCUGCGCAGCUUUUGACGCAGAUAGUGGUGGUGAUAUUGCAGACAUCCCUGCCCUGGUGGCACUCAUGAACCUUGUCGGCGUCGGCAUGGUUGUCAUCGAGGACAAGGCCGUUUUAGCCCCAGGCCAAAAGGUCAACUCGCUUGCAGCGUCAUCGGCUUCACAGGCCUUGGCUGAUCCUCACGAAUUCGCAGAAGUAAUCCGCGCUUUCAAAGAGGUGAAUGCAAAGGCAAAGGGCGGUCCCAUGAUCACCGCCCGUAUUGAAUCCUUCUGCUGUCGUGUCUCCAAGGCAGAUGCAGAAGAGGAAAGCAGGUCUUACGAGGCUGCGCAUCAAGAUGCCCUCAAGCGAGCCAAGAUCUACCACGAGGCGGGUGUCGACGCUAUUAUGAUCCACUCCAAGAGUAAAUCUCCUCAUGAGGUGACCCGGUUCUUGCGCGAGUACCGCGAGUACGACUCCCAGACACCUCUUGUUGUCGUUCCCACUACAUACUCGGAGAUACCCAAGGAUGCUCUGUACGAAGCAGGCGCCAACGUUAUCAUCUAUGCCAACCACCUGAUGCGCGCCAAGAUCAGCGCCGUCGGCUCUAUCUCUGACAAGAUCCUAGCCAAGAACCUGGACCUGUUCUACAACGACGCCGAGAUACGAGCAAUGAUUCAGGCGCGUAACUACGGCUGCCUUCUCAGAAAGCUUCGGAGCCGUAGUGUCUGGGGUGAGGAGAGCAAUGAGGCCAGGAUGUACAGGAUUGUUGCGGAAGCGACAGCCUCGGAGAACAUUCAGGCUACUGUGAUCGACUUGCUAGAGGGGAAGCUGGCCGGGUGCGAGGCAGACACACGCAUUGUCAGCGUCAAGGAACUUCUCAAGAUCAACGCGAAGCAGGUGGUUCCUGUUGCGGAGCUUGUCACCCAGGUAGAUGUUUACUAG
This is a messenger RNA of Fusarium musae, 1215 nucleotides long. RefSeq lists its product as uncharacterized. Lineage: Eukaryota; Fungi; Ascomycota; Sordariomycetes; Hypocreales; Nectriaceae. Gene Ontology annotation, molecular function: catalytic activity. Bases 1 to 1215 code for a protein of 404 amino acids. The record is from RefSeq and is a predicted model, not a curated record. The transcript has a single exon.